GGUUUGCGCUUGUGUAUGUAAUGUGUGUGUGUGUGUUUUUUUUUUAGCUCUUUCGUGAAUUUUUAGGCUCAUCUUUAAAACUCAACGAGAAAGUCUUUCUAUUUCAAACAUCGGAAAAACGAAACUAUUUGUUUUUUCCCAGAAAUGGUCUGAAUAUGAAGCUUCAAACCCUACAGAUGAUCAAGACUCCGCCACCACCACGACCACCAUCGCUUCAGCUGGCCAUACCGGGCAACAUGGCCUACCAUCGGAGAAUAUGGCACUAUGGCGGAGUUUUUAAAUUAAUGGUGGCUUUUCUAUUUUGCCUUGGUAUUGUGGCUACGUGUGAACCAUGUUCGGUGUCUGGGGUGCAUCAUCAAGUGGAAAAUGAAGCAUGUAGGUUGUGCAGAGAUGGUGGUAAGUCAGAUUAUCAAGGUGUAUUUACUGGUGAUGUUGGUUCAGGGUUUGCAUUAGAUAAGCUAGAGCCCCAUGCAAGUCUUGAUUAUGUAUGUGGGAAUUCUAAUUUGUUCUGCUUUUGGUCAACAUUGCCUGGAUUAUCACGCCCAGGGCAUGUUGUUCAAUCUACAUCAGCUGAAGUUUCUGGGGUUCAAUCGGAUGUUAAAUUACAUGAAAUGCCAAAUCAUGCGAGGACUAAUAUUAGUUGGUCAUCAAAUUGUGGUAUUAUUAAGUUCUCUAGUGGUAGGACUAUUUCUUGCUCUCUGAACCAGCAAUAUGGUUGUAGGGAACUGCCCAGUCCUCCUCUAGAUAGUAGUGAGGGAAACGAUGUUUUGUCCUGUAGAGGAUCGUUUCUUGACCAUAAAAGUCAGUUUUUUGACUCGAAAGAGGAUGCAAGGAUGAGUGACAGUUCUUCACCCCACGUAGAAAUAAGCCCUCCCCUUUUGGACUGGGGAGAAAGGAACUUAUAUUUCCCCUCUUUAGCAUUUUUAACAGUCACAAAUGCACACAGUGACAAUAUUUUGACCAUUUAUGAACCUUAUAGUACCAACUCUCAGUUUUAUCCGUGCAAUUUUAGUGAAAUGGUGGUGGCACCUGGGGAAGGUGCCUUGAUUUGUUUUGUGUUUUUGCCUAAAUGGUUAGGCUUUUCCUCUGCUCAGCUAGUGUUGCAGACAAGCUUUGGUGGUUUCUUCAUCCAGGCUACAGGGUUUGCACUUGAGUCCCCCUAUCUAGUACAGCCGUUGAUUGACCUGGAUGUUUCCUCCAGUGGAAAGUGGAGAAAGAAUUUGUCAUUGUUUAAUCCUUUCAAUGAAGCUCUUUAUGUGGAGGAGUUAACUGCCUGGAUAUCAGUUUCUUCUGGGAAUACUUCCCAUUCUACCAAAGCUGUCUGUAGUAUCAAUAGUAUCCAAGAUCUGCAUGAGUUAAGUUUGCUGAGCGUUCAUGAGUGGAUAGAUGUGAGAAGUGCUGAAGUUGGUCUGCCACUAGUUUCAAUGAGACCCCAUAAGAAUUGGGUGGUUGAUCCACACAGAAUGGAGACCAUCAUGGAGUUGGAUUUUUCAUUUCCUGCUGAAGGGAGAAUUUUUGGUGCCUUUUGUCUGCAGUUGCUAAGAUCAUCAAAAGAUGAGAUUGAUACUCUCAUUGUUCCUCUUGAAGCAGAAUUUGGUCAAAUUUCAGCUUACCAUGAGCAUGGAAGUCCCAUUUCAGUAUCUCUCAAGGCCCUGGUGCCUUGUGAUAGCAGUGGUACUACUGUUGCUAUUUUGUCUGUGAAAAAUGAUUCUCCUUGUAUGUUGAGCAUUGUCAAUAUUAGCGAAGUGGGAGAAGGCACAAAAUAUUUCCACAUCAAAUACACGGAAGGACUGAUUCUUUUCCCUGGCACUGUCACACAUGUUGCGUUGGUCUUAUGUACUUCCAUUUCCUUUGAAAUACUUGGUCCACCUUCUGAGCUUGCUGACACAAAUGUGAAUUGUGAACUACAUGUGUUGACAAAUGAUUCGAGAAAUUCUGAGAUCAAAAUUCCUUGCAGAGAUUUAGUGAGUGUUUGUUCAAGUCAUACAUUAGAUUCGUCUGUUGGAUCUCCACAAGGUUCUGAAGAGGUGGAGUAUGAAAGCAUAAGAACCAUAUCUUCAGGCAGUCCCAAGCAGCCACUAACACUGAAUGAGGCAUUGAAUACCGCAGAAGCAGAUGAAAUAGUUCUCAAGAAUUGGAAGUCUCAUGCUACUGCAAGUGGCAUGUCUGUGCUUGAUGAUGAUGAAGUAUUGUUUCCACUGGUUCAGGUUGGAAGUCAUUCUUCUCGAUCUGUAAAUGUCAAAAAUCCUAGCCAACAACCUGUUGUUAUGCAGCUCAUUUUGCAUUCUGGAAAAAUAAUCACUGAGUGCAAGGCAGCGGAUGGACAUUUUCAGCCCUCCUCACCUGGGAGUUCGACUGGUUAUAAAUCAGCUUCACCUUUAAAGUAUGGUUUUUCAGUGGCAGAGGGAGCUUUGACUGAGGCUCUUGUACAUCCUUAUGGUAGAGCAUCCUUGGGUCCAAUACUAUUUCAACCCUCUGAUCGAUGUGGGUGGAGGAGUUCAUUGCUAAUAAGGAACAAUCUUUCGGGUGUGGAGUGGUUACCUCUGCGAGGAUUUGGGGGGUCAUUUUCUGCAGUGUUGCUUGAAGAAUCUGAACCUGUACAGGCUGUUGAGUUCAAGUUAAGCUUGCCUCUUCCUCGUACAAUCUCUUCUCCUGACUUUUUACAUCAUAUCGAUGACAACAUGCGUACAUGCUCUCAGCCUUUGGCAAAAGAGCUAUAUGCGAAAAACAUGGGGGACUUGCCCUUGGAGGUUAGAAGCAUAAAAGUUACUGGAACUGAAUGUGGGCUGGAUGGGUUUGUGGUACAGAAUUGCAAAGGUUUUGUUCUUGAACCUGGAAAGUCUAUAAAGCUCAUAAUAACAUUUCAGACUGAUUUUUCUGCAGCUACAGUACAGAGAGACCUUGAAUUAUCUUUGGCAACGGGUAUCAUUGUGAUACCUAUGAAAGCAAGUCUACCUGUUUACAUGCUUAGUUUUUGUAAAAAGACAAUUUUCUGGAUGCGACUGAAGAAAUCUAUCGUUUUACUCCUUGCUGCCUUUAUCUUGUCUCUAGUUCUUUUUUGCUUCAUUCCCCAUUUGAUGACUUUUGGCCAAGAUUACAUGUUUAAGAGUGGGAAAAGCUUCAUUGCUACUGUAAGCCAAGCUGGAAAAUCUGCCCGCCCCCAUCGUAGCCAUAGAAGCUGCAGUAAAUUGCCCUUGUCUGGCAAAAUGAAUGGUUUGCUGCGAUCAGUUGGGAAGGAGGAAUCCUUACUUCUGGAGCCUGUUGGUAUGCAUAAUGAUGGUUUUGUCACCAAAGAACAAGUUUCAAGUUUUGCUGCUAGGCCUGUGAAAUCUGCUCUGGAGUUUGACAAGAAAAGCAGUUGUUGCUUGGAUAACGGAAAGGAAAUGACUCCAUCCUCUUCAAUGACAAAUGCUGUGACCGGUCAAAGCUCCGAUGUUCAGGAUGCAUCACAAGCUGGAAACCUUACAGUUAAAACUGGUAAAGAUAAAGGAAGAAGGCGAAGGAAGAAAAAGAGUUCUGGCAAUGGUGUAACUGGGCUUUUUGAAGUUUCAAGUAGUCAAAGUGGCAAUUCGACACCUUCAUCUCCCUUGUCUCCUGUCUCAUCCUUAACUCCCACAAGGUCUCGGCCUCUGUCCCCUGAUAUGAAUCAAUCUGUUCAGGCUAGGAAUCCAUUUGCACCUGUAGCCAUUCAACGAUACCCUGACCCUAAACCCAGGGCAAAAGUUUUGCAGUCUGAGAUUUCUUUGAAACCUCGUGGUGAAAACAAUUAUGCUUGGAGUACUUCUAGUCAAGAGAAGCCUGAUGUGUUGCAUAAAGUGCCUGGCAAGCCUGUGUUAUUGCCCUCUGCAACCCUCCCUCAAGCUGGUAGGCCUGACUCACUCUCGUCAUGUCGUCCUUCUUUUUUGUCAUCAGCAUCUACAAUUGCUCCACAUGCCCGGGCUCCUGGAUCCAAACUAAAUGAGCAAAAAACAGUUGAGGAAAAGGCAAAACUGAAAGAAAAAUUUACGUAUGACAUUUGGGGUGACCAUAUUUUUGUGGAUAGAUCAAAGGAGAUUUCCGGGAUGCAACCCCAUGCUGAACAAAAUAACUCGGAUAGCUUUUUUGUUAGAGGUCCGCAGGCCCUCGUGACAAUAGCUCAACGUGAAUCAGAUGGAUCGAUCAAUACUUUCCUGGUGUUGGUCUUUGACCCGUGAAUAGCUGGGAGCUACUGUUUCCAGAAACACAAUCCUUUGCGGACAAUAAAUCUGUAUCAGGUGAGCCAGUUAGUUUUCCGUUGACAGUAUUCUGAUGUCUGGCAAUGUGCAUCACUGUUUUUGACAUCCUCUGACAUAGCACUAUAUGUAUAUAUAUGCAUACCGUCUCAACUGAAUUAUAUUUUGGGUUUCUGAACUAAUCUGUUAAUGAUAAUAUAAGGGCUUCGUAUUUGUAUAACUGGUGUCUAAUAAAGCAUCAAGCAGCGUCCUGUGAUGUUGUGCUUCGAGUCUUUGAAUUCUCUUUUAUGAUGAUUGGGUGAGGGUAUGGUUCCUCUUGGCAUGUUGGGUAUAUGCAUGCUCAAGAGUAGUUCUCCAGUGAUCCAAAGAUAUUUUAUCAAGAUUGCUGACAUUAUGACUACGAAUGUUGGUAGAAUGCUGUAACUUUCAGCAUGCUCAUGUUGGCUUGCUAGAGAUGUCAAUACUGUGAAGAUGUGUCCAGGGAUAAGGCAGGCUAGGACUUUGUGAUAUUGACAGGAGAAGAAUGGUGCUCGUGCAUGUGUUCUGGAAUUGCCGGCAAUCAAGGCAAUUUAGGUUAUUUAUUUAUUUAUUUUUUAAAUCCGAGGCAAUUUAGUUGAGUGCAAAAUUCACACAAGUCAGUUCUUAAAUUAGGAUUCCCUGGGGACCAUCUUUAACUCUAUGCCCGUGCUGGCAAAGGCCAUUGCAGUUUCGAAAAUGAGACAACCAUUCUAACAGUAACGAUUGAUUACCUUCAUAUCAUCUUGAGUUGGUCCUGGUUUCAUAACUAGCCAAGCCUUUUGUUGUAUUGGAGCAUUUAGGCCUCUAUGUAGCUGUGUGCUCUUUUAGGUCGUCUGUGUACUGUUUGGUCUGCAAGUACAGGAGAAAAGUUUGCACUUAA
Coffea arabica (coffee) is the source of this 5109-nucleotide messenger RNA. NCBI's taxonomy places the organism in Eukaryota, Viridiplantae, Streptophyta, Magnoliopsida, Gentianales, Rubiaceae. The record is from RefSeq and is a predicted model, not a curated record.